AUGGGGUACAUGAGCAAGAAGAAGAAGGGGGACAAGGGUAGCAGUACUAUUAGUAUCCCCCCUCGACGAGAAUUGACUCAAUCCCAAUCGCAACAUCAAUCAGGACCUCCUCCACCACCCAAACCAGAGGAUGAUCUCUGUCUCCCACCAGAAAGCAAGACGUACUUGACGAUUGGUCAAGAUUUGUUUUCCAUUCAAGAGUACAUUCAAGAACAACAGAAUGCCAGUUUGCACUGGUACAUGAAACGACAACAACGCCAUGGUAGCGUGCCCAUGCCGGUCCCCCGCACAGACAAUGUCAUUCCCGCCGCGUUAAUGGUCUACACGGACAUUCAAACCUUGCGGGGAUUGGAUCAUCCCGUCGAUUACGGAACCGGCAUUGAAUAUGCCGAUGGUGCGCUGCGCAUGGCAUCGCCACCCACCAAUCCACUCGGCGUCGGACUGCAAAUUGGAUUGUGGUUGAAUGGGACGCAAGGUUGUCGCGAUAUUGUCAGCGGAAAACUCGAUGAUAAUGUCAAGCGGUUGGUGUAUUAUAUAGGAGUGCAAAGUCCUGCCAGUAAGGUAUUUCUACGAAUUGGUUAUGAAUUCGACAACCCCGACUUUAAUUACGCACACGAUCCCAACCUCUAUCGUCAAGCAUUCAGUUAUAUUGCACGCAAAUGUCGAAAACACAAAGCUUGUCAACGACGGACUGAAAUGGUAUGGCAUUCCUGGGGUGCUGGAUUGCCCUACAACACCACCUUGCAAGAUUUUUAUCCCGGCAAUGAUUGGGUCGAUUGGAUUGGCGUCUCGGUGUUUCAACAAUUCUACCCCAUUCUUCAUCGCACAUACGGUGGCACACCCCAAGAUUUGCACAAUGUCUUGGAGUUUGCCGCCGCGCACGGCCGUCCCACCAUGAUUGCCGAAUCGACACCGUUUGGUGGUAUUCACAACAAUCCGCACAUUCCCACCACGACCGAUAUUUGGACUGCCUGGUUUGCACCCACACUGGAUCUCAUUCGAAAAUACGAAAUUGGCAUGUGGUCGUACAUUAAUUGUAAUUGGGAAGCACAACCGGCAUGGAAGGGUGUGGGAUUUGGUGAUACCCGUCUCAGUAUCGAUCCAAUGAUUAUGGAACAGUGGCACGAACAUGUCAUUGCCAGUCGACGAUUCGUUCGAGCCAUUGACUACGAAUUGUGUGGCAACUAUCCCGGGGACUAUUACAAUGAUCACGAGUUUGACUAUGUCUCCCAGUACGAUUAUGACCACCACUAUCGCAGUAAAAGUGCUGGUAGUCACGAUGAUGACGACGAUUUCUUUCGAAAACGCAACAAUAAUCAAAAAGAUUAUCCGCGACGCUACGACUAUUUCAAGUGGCGAUUUGACGAUGAUGACGAUAAAGUCAGCAACGACGAUGGCAACAAGUGGAUCUGGGGCAAGGAACGCAAUGACGGCCGUGGCGAUGCACUCUGGAAUGCUGUCUUGCCUAUUGUCAUGCUGUCUUCGUCGCUCGCAAUCAUGUUUUUUAUCUUUAAUACGACAAACCGCAAAUCCUUUCGGGCUCGGAUGCACCGAACUCCCCGAGCGCAACGCGUUCGAUUUGCCCGUUUGGACGACGAGGAUGAUCCAGACGAUGAAUCCGUUGCCUUGUACGGGUCGAUUGUUGCCACUGAUGACGACAACACCAGCGUCAUGAGUGAGCGUGACAGCCUGCUCUUGAAGAAACGACCCGUCCGACGUGUAACGCCACAACUCAUUGUGGCCAACACCGCAGAUGGUUUCACCCUGGUUGCAUAGCUACGGUGUCGGUAGUCACCAGCCACGUGCAUCUUGAAGAUGCAAUUUGGUUUCGAUCCCUUUAGAAAGUCUCACCGCACCCUCCGUGGGUGGGUGCGACACAAGCAACAACCCACGUU
Messenger RNA from Seminavis robusta, 1895 nucleotides. The record is from the annotation of a GenBank genome assembly. Lineage: Eukaryota; Bacillariophyta; Bacillariophyceae; Naviculales; Naviculaceae.